AUGUCAUUUUUAUUGAUAACAGGAUUGCCAGGUGUCGGCAAAACAACGAUCGUUCAAAAGAUCAUCAAAGAUCUCAGAACAAAAGUGCAGUCGUUGAGUCUUCAAGGUUUCUACACGGAAGAAGUAAGAGAUGAGAAAGGUGAAAGAAUAGGAUUUGAUGUGGUUUCUUUAGAAGGAAAUCGAGGAAUAUUAUCAAGAACUAAAGCGGGAAUGAAUUACAAAGUCGGAAAAUACAUCGUUUACGUUCAAGAGUUUGAAGAUUUCAUCUUCAGAGAAGUGAAACAAUCUGAUCAUACGUCAUUGCUGGUUAUCGAUGAGAUUGGCAAGAUGGAAUUACUGAGUAGAAAGUUUGAAAUAUUUAUAAAUAAUCUUAUAUGCUCAAAUAGUAAUUUCCGAGUUAUUGCAACUGUCCCACUAAAAACUCCAUUAAAACUUAUCGACAAACUCAAGCAACAUCCAAAGUCUCGAACUUUUCACAUUACAAAAUCAAAUCGAGAGACAGUUUACGAUGACAUUUUUCAAUCGACAAAAUCUCUUGUAAAUUAA
Messenger RNA from Clunio marinus, 546 nucleotides. Lineage: Eukaryota; Metazoa; Arthropoda; Insecta; Diptera; Chironomidae. The record is from the annotation of a GenBank genome assembly.